This is a messenger RNA of Vigna angularis (adzuki bean), 2896 nucleotides long. RefSeq lists its product as uncharacterized. The transcript has 12 exons. The record is from RefSeq and is a predicted model, not a curated record. Lineage: Eukaryota; Viridiplantae; Streptophyta; Magnoliopsida; Fabales; Fabaceae. Bases 270 to 2372 code for a protein of 700 amino acids. Gene Ontology annotation, molecular function: GTPase activator activity. Gene Ontology annotation, biological process: activation of GTPase activity.
AAAACCGUCUUUUCACUAAUUUUUGUUUUGUUAUUCGAACAACGACGAUGCACGCUCGGAGGAGGUUCUCCUCAACCUGAAUUUCAGCCUCCACUAACACCAUUACUCCAGCACUCCACCACUCCCUCUCUCUCUCUCUCACUUUCUCUCUCUCAUCGCAACUCAAACCCUUUCCGUUUCAAUCAAUCAAUCCAUUCCGCCAUCGUGUCUUCUAUCCUUCUUCCAUUCCUCUCUCGAUUCAACUGCUCACAUUUCGGUGAGCUAGGGUGAUGUAUUGUUGUGACGAAGAGAAGCAAUGGAAUUGUGGAAAAGCUGGGGCUAUCAAUUUUCGAAAACUGAGUUCCAUCGUGCGCGACAUUGGGGAUCCUUGCCUUUCCCACUCACCCGUAAAGGUUGUUAUAACUGUAAAGAGAAUGCUUAAGCCAGACAAAUGGCAAGCAAUGUCAGAUAGUGAAGGAAAGGUAUCUGGUUUCCGGAAAGCUCUAAAAUUGAUUGUGCUGGGGGGUGUAGAUCCAUCAAUAAGACCUGAAGUUUGGGAGUUUUUACUAGGUUGUUAUACGCUGAGCAGCACUGCUGAGUAUCGGAGAAGGUUGAGAGCGGCUAGGAGGGAGCAUUAUAGGGACCUGAUUAAGCAGUGCCAAACAAUGCAUUCAAGUGUAGGAACUGGUUCAUUGGCAUAUGUUGUUGGAUCCAAAGUAAUGGAUGUGCGGACUUUUUCCAAAGAUGGCCGGAAAUUACAGGAUAAUAUAGAAGAAUCUACUUGUUAUGAUAAUAAUGUAGAAGUAGGAAAAUGUUAUGAUAGGAGCAAUAUCUCUACACAGGAAGCAAAAGCAAGCCAUUGGAAAAGCUCAAAUAAUGGGGUCGAACUGGUUAGUUUGAGAAUAAGCACUGAUAAUGUAGCGUGUGAUUCUUCUGGUCAACAAAAUUCUAGUUCCCCAAAGUCAGGAAGAGAAGACGAGGAAUUGGAUUAUGUAAGUGGCAGUAGUUUUGAUUUUCCUCAUUUAUCUCUCACUAAUAUGUCUGAAAAUAGUGGUAAAGAUCAGUCAGGCAUAGAGCUCAGGGAUAAGCUUCCUGUGCCAGAACAAUCAAUAUUUGAAGAUGACAGUAUGCAUAGCUUUCGAAUUAAUAACAAUGUAGAUUUAGUUAUUGAAUCAAAUGGCAAACAACCUCUUGCUACCUUACAUCCCAUGGACUCUGAAAUUGGAAUUGCUUCACCUGAUGAGGAAGAACCGGAACUUCUGUCUAAGAAUCAAGUUUAUCAAGCACAGAUGGUAAAUCAACUAAAAAUAUCAGAUGUACCUCAGCCAAUAAUGAUAAGAUCCUCAAUUUCUCAAGCUUGGCCUGUCAGUGAAGAGAGAGUAUCAGAAUGGCUUUGGACCUUGCAUAGGAUAGUUGUUGAUGUUGUGAGGACUGAUAGUCAUCUUGAAUUCUAUGAGGACACGAGAAAUUUAGCCAGAAUGUCAGAUAUUCUUGCUGUCUAUGCCUGGGUUGAUCCUGCUACGGGGUAUUGCCAAGGUAUGAGCGAUUUGCUGUCUCCCUUUGUUGUAAUCUUUGAGGAUAAUGCAGAUGCAUUUUGGUGUUUUGAGAUGCUUUUAAGGAGAAUGAGAGAAAAUUUUCAAAUGGAAGGCCCAACAAGAGUGUUGAAGCAGUUGCGAGCAUUAUGGCAUAUUCUUGAACUGUUAGACAAAGAAAUGUUUGCCCACCUUUCAAAAAUUGGUGCUGAAAGCCUUCAUUUUGCAUUUCGUAUGUUGCUAGUUCUUUUUCGAAGAGAGUUGUCUUUCAACGAUGCUCUUUCAAUGUGGGAGAUGAUGUGGGCAGCUGAUUUUGAUGAAUCCUUGGCUUAUGACUUAGAAGAGAAUUGCCUGGAAGCAUUGGAAUUACAUCUUCCUGGACACUCGAGCAAUGAUCUGAGAGAAGUAAUUGCAGACAGUGGUGAUGCUAGUGUGAAGGGUGGUAGGUCACAAUCAAAUCAUAAUGAAAAUGACAACACAAAAGCUAUCCCACAUUCAAGUCAUGAAAGAACUUGUACCUCUGGAUACAGCAUCAAAUUGAAGUCGUUCUCAUCCCAUUCCUUUUGUGGAUUGGCAAGGAAUAUCUGGCAAAAAAAUGGUCGAGCUCAAAUGAACAGUAUUUCCUCUUCAAUGAAAGAAAAUAAUGAAUUGGCCAUAUUCUGCGUUGCAGCAAUUCUGGUUUUAAACCGUCAGAAGAUCCUUCGAGAAACUCACUCCUUUGAUGAUAUAAUAAAGAUCUUCAAUGACAAGAUGUUAAAGAUCAAUGUGAAAAGAUGCAUAACAACUGCAAUCAAACUCCAAAAGAAAUAUUUUAACAAGGUAAUCAAGAAAAUGAAUUAUGGUGAAGAGAAAGUGGACUAAGGUAAUGUCGCCAGUAUACUUGGGACAGAAGCUCUGAAUGAAAAAAACUAUCUCACGUAUAUGGCACUGCGUUUCCAAAUGGGAGUAUGGUUGUAAAACUUUAGUCAUUACUUAUCCACUUUGGAUGGAAGACUUUGCAGCUUGAAGUGGUUUUGCUUCUGGAGGUUCAUUCGAUUGUCUUCAUUACACUCUUUAAUGAGCCACUGGAAAGAGCGAAAGGGAACUUUUCAUCACUCUGGUUGCUCCCAGGUUAAUCAAUUUAUAUCGUGGAUAAGUGCACAGGUUAUGCAGACAAUUUAUUUCUUUGAAUUUUUGGUUCGACUCAUUUCUGGAGAAAAUUGUGCAGAAGUUUUUUUACUACCCAGAGAAUUUGGAAUACGGAAAAAGCACACGCAUACUAGUAGAAAUAGAGGGUGGAUGUCAUAGGAAGGAUUGCUGUAAGAUAUGGGAACAUGUAGUCAAUUUUUGUGGUGGUUUCAUUUAACAGAAAGGAUUUGUUUUAUGACGCUGGACCAAGAAGAGUG